Molecule: messenger RNA, 18421 nt
Organism: Porites evermanni
Lineage: Eukaryota; Metazoa; Cnidaria; Anthozoa; Scleractinia; Poritidae
Source: the annotation of a GenBank genome assembly
CAAAGGUCUUCAUCUACCCCUGUCCCCCCUCCAAGGAAAUACAAAAAAAAUGGGACUCCCAAGCAGGCCGGAGAUUUAAGUCCAUGUACAGAAAGUAAAGAAAACGUCCCAUCAAUAAUCCCUGUAAAACCCCCGAGCAGUACCAGCUCUUCAACACCACAGAAUGAUGCUCAAGCACAGAAGAGGAAACCAGUAAAACCAGCUCCCCCAAAAAGGGUAAGCUCUCUUGGUCGUAAAGCCACAGUGCCUACAAAUGCACAUUGUCUUCCUGUUGGUAAAAAGCCAAGACCUCCAGUUCCUCCAAAACCAAAGAACUAUGUUCCAAAGAAAGCUUCACUUCCUGCUGGUGAUAGCAUGAAAAGUGAUGAACAAGGCAAGGAUCAGACAACUAAAGGAAGAGCCGAUUCAGCACCUUCUAUGCCCACUUCCAGUUUGUCUGCUGAUCAUGACUCAAAAUUUUUUGUUAACUUGGAAAAGGAAAAUAACACUGUCCCUUGUGAAAGUGCUGAUGCUAAGAGGGCAUCUCAGUUUUUUGUGUCUUUGGAUCACGAUCAAACACCAAGUGCCUCUGCUACAAAGGUAGAAACAGAAUCAGGAAAGCAAAAUUCUAGUGCGACUGUUACCAGAGUUGAAGCAGAUGAUAAAGAAGUUACCUGUGUUGUGAAUGCUAGCAAUGAACGUGAAGUGUGUCAAAAUGGCGUUGCCUCUGUACAUGCCAGAUCAACUUUUUACAGUUUUCCUGCAGAAUGUAAUUCAGGAAAGGAGUCCCCAGACCCCCUUGAAGGGCUUGAAAUAGAAGCUGAUUUUAUGAGCGAUGGUGAAGGAGAAGGAGUUUCAUCUGACAAAGAGAGAAGGAGCAAAUUUGAGUCUGACUCAGUGGAGGUCAAUGGUGCAGCUGCAACAGAUGAUGCGGGUGUUGUUUUGAAAGAUCGGGGCGGCAGUGAAUUAAUACCAGCAGGUACUGAUGAAAAUGUUAAGGUCGUGUUUAGUCUUGUGCUUGAAGAGGAGUGCUCUGUAUCAAUGGUUGAUGAUGCUGAUGUCCAGCAAAAACUUUUUGAUGUCACAGCAACGGAAGGAGGUAAAGAAGCUGAAUCUGUGACUGAAUUCAGUAAUGAGGCUGAAAAUGUGAUUUAUCCUGAAAAAAGUGAAGAAGUACUCGAGGAUAGUUUAUCCACAGAGCCAUCACAUUCAGUUACUGUUCAAAGUGAAGGUUAUGUUUGUGAUGUUAAGGUUGAGAAACCCACUGAAGAUUUGCAGGCAUGUGGUCAAGACUUUGUUUCAAACAAGCAUGAAGGUACCCAAGAGGACAUUUUUGAUGGUGAAAUGCCUGUUGAUGAGACUCACAAUGACAAAUGCAAGAAUUUUGAACCAAAAUAUGAUACCCAGUCAGAUAAUUUAGAUCUACAAACAGAGGUGCUUGCAAAUGGUACACCUGAAGUUUCACUGCUGCACGCUGUGGAAGAAAAUAGGGACAUAAUCAUAGCUGAGCCUGUGAAAGAGGAGUUCUUUUCAUCAGUUAGUGACCAUACAGUUUCUAGGGGUAGUGUUGAAAUAGCGGAAGAAGGAAAUCAAUUUUUGAGCACUGAUGAAGGCGUUGUUAAAGUAAAGGAAGAAUCUCAGUGGAGUAGUUCCCUGUCUGAGAGCACAAGUAAUGUUGUACAGAAUGUUUCUGAAAAACCACUAGAAGAAGUCAGUGAAGGAAUAGAGAACAUUAGUAGUGAUGCUGGACAAUCAGGAGUUGAUUUGACUGAAAGCCCUCCUGAAAGAGGAGAGUCCAAAGAUGUUUUUAUAGAGCCAAAUAUUGAAGAAGCACCAAGGGAUGAGGUGGUUAAUGAACAACACAAUGAAAAAGAUAGCUCAGAAAAUACAGAUUCAUUUGCAGACUCAGAUGGUCUGGUGAAGCCGGAAUCAGACAAAAAGGUUCCCAUCUCUGCGGCAGAAACAUGCACUGCAAAUGAUCUUAGUAAUAAUUCUAUUGAAGGACUCGAAGAUCGUAAAAAAGAUGACGUUGUACCUCUGGAAAGAGUUGAUGUAUUAGUAGCUGAUUCACAAGAAGUCAAAGAUGACAGUAAACCAGAAUCACCGUCCUCCCCUGAGCCAAUACCUCCUGCAAGAAGGAGUCGCAAAACGCCGCAAGGAAAGCGUACUUAUGAAAAUAUCGAGAUAUUUAGUUCAUUGCAUGGAGGAAAUGCACAAACAGACAAUGAGAAAAGGGACAAUUCUCUUAGAAGGACUCAGUCUUUUAGUAAGUAUGAGACUACUGUGUUAUCUUUCCCACGCCCGGUCCAGCGUGUAUCUGACGAUGAAGCCAUUUACAGGGUACCAAGUAAGGUGGUGCCAGUUCAGAGAUACACUGAUGGUGAUUCAUGUCUGUAUAGUGUGCCUCAUACCAUUCCAACCCAUCGCAUAGACAGAGAUAAUGGUUAUGCUGUACCAAAACCUAUUGUUGUCCAAGUCAGUGCAGUGGUGGACAGACUUAAAUCAGAUGAACAGGGAGCGAUAUAUGCUGUGCCGGGUAUGCCUACACCAGUCCCUGCUGAAACAUUUCCCAACCAGUCAAUUGCAGAGGCCACAAUGACACCACAGGAUGAGCGAAACAUUUAUGUUGUUCCUGGCAGGCAGAAUGCCGAUGUGACAGUAUCAGCAAAGAUCUCAGUAGUCCCACCACCAAAACCACCGAGACUUAGUCUCUGUCUUGACCAGGAUAAGACUGAGAAAAUUCUAGGGGAGGGGGCUGGUAUAAAAGAGGUCCCCAGACCAGCCCCGAGGACACGAGCUGUUGAUGAUGCAAUGCAAGAGCUUAACAAGCAGAAAGUCUCACCCAGCCCUGUACCAAGAAGAAGUUCCAAAACAGAGGCUUCUGGAUCAUCGACACCAGAGAAUAAAGGUUCACCAAGUCCUGUUCCAAGGCAGGGUUCCAAAACGGGUUCUGGAGCUUCUACGCCUGAGAAAAAAGGAUCACCAAGUCCUUUACCGAGGAGCUCAUUGCAGAAGACAGAGACUGAAUCAGAAUCACAAGGAACUAAUUCCCCUGUCCCGGUCAGACGAAACCGUGUAAAUGCUCUUCAGACAAACAUUGAUACUUCCUCAUCCUCAGUGCUACCAUCAUCUUCGGAGGUAUCUGUGACAGAAAGCAAAGAAGAUGAUGUUCCUAAACGUAAAGUGCCCCCUCCACCUCGGCCGCCACCUCCUGAUCCGGUCAGAAUAAGUAUUGCCAUCUGUCAAGAUUCUCCUUUUGCUCCUCCUUUGACUCCUGGUCUGGAAUCUGACUCUGAUUCUGAUGUAGGUGAAGUGGAGACGCCAAAAGUGAGUAUCAUCACAGCUGUGAAUCACUGUACAUUAAGAGGGUAUCAAAAGGGAUAGCACUAUCCACUGUAUAAAUCUCUGUUGACUGGAUAAUGCAAUUUAGUAAAAUCCAACUAGUGGUCUAUUAUCAAUGAUGCAUUCUGGUUGGUUGAGCUACUUCUGGGCUAUAUGUUAUAGCCCACUAGUAGUGAAAAACACGGGCUUUUUGACUGCAAAAAGGAUUUAAGUCUAGCUUUAGUUAAGUUGUUUUGUCUCGAUAUUUUGACCAACUGGUUGGAUUUUACUAAAACAAUUAUUCCUCUCGCCCUCAUGGCCUCUGAGUCGGUAGCCCAUGCGGCCUUCGGCCUCAUGGGCUAUUGGCUCAGAGCCCAUUUGGGCUUGAGGAAUAAUUGUUAAUUAUUUUUCCCCAACUCUUACCUGCUGCAUAGUGAUUUAUCCAGUGGAUAGUGUUAUCUAGCAUUUGACCAACCCGAGUCUGGUCGAUAAAAAAGACUCCCUGUUAGUAAUAAUAAAGACAAAAAGGUACUAAAACAUCAAGAUUCGGACCAAGUAUAGUGCAUGUUAACUUGACAUUAUGACAUACUAUUCACACAGCACAAAAGAAAGAUAAUGAGCCAGAAAUGUUCUGUAACACUUUUAUGGGUAAAUGUGAAGGGUACUGUAAAUUUCCGCCUAUACAGCCCUCUCCCCCCACACUUAUAAGCUCCCCAGUUAUGAGCCCACCUACCUGUAAACAAAAAAAUACAUCCGGUCAUAAGCCCCCUCGGAUAUACGUCCCUUGCUCCCAUAUUAUGACCCACCCCCCCAGUACGCCCCUCAACACUUCCAGUCAUCAGCCCCCUCGGAUAUGCUUCUCUCCGUCUUUACACCCUCCCCCCCCUCACUUCUAAACUCCCCCGUUAUCGGGCUAUCCUCCCUUUAAACCAAAAAAUACAUCCUGCCAUAAGCCCCCUCGGAUAUACGCCCCUCCGUUUAUAAGCCCCCCUCCCUUAUAAAUCCCCUAGUUAUGGGCCCAUCUUUCCUUUAAACAAAAAAAUACAUCCGAUUUUUAGCCCCCAGGGAUAUAAGCCCCUCCUUUUAGAAGCCCCUCCCCCCUUUUAUAAGCUCCCCAGUUCUUCCCUUUAAGCAGAAAAUACAUCUGGCUAUAAGCCCCCCUGUAGUUUGUGUUAAAAUGAAUCCGAUUUUUUACGAUGUUUUGAAGCUAAAAAAAGCGGGUAAAUUCAAAAGGUACUUUGAUCAGCACUGCAAAAUAGACUGUUUUGAAACACAUUUUUAGUUCGGUUAUACAGUCAUGUAGGCUCCCCAGAUAUGAACCCCCCUCCCUCCUCCCCUUGUUUAUAACCCCUUACGAAGUUGUAUAAGCCGGGGGCUCAUAAUCUGAAGUUGACGGCAUGUUCAAAUCCAAUCUACAUAAUGACCAUAUUGUGCAGUACGUUUUAUUUAUUGCUUUCUUAUGUAACAUUUUUUGUUGUUAUAUCUUACCUAUUUUUGUAGGGACCUUCCAAACCUAAGACACAUCACAUUGCACAUGAAAUUCUUUCCACCGAGCGAACUUUUGUUGAUGCUUUGAAACUUGUGUUUGAGGUAUGUGUUCGGGACUUUCAAUAAAAAAUUGAAGUAGCCAGCAGGCGUUGUGAUGUAACUGUAAAUUGUGUUCAGUAAGGUGUAAGAAAUAAUGCAGCGUUACUCGUUGACUAAACUUCAUAAUUAUUAUUUCUUUUUAGGAAUGUUAUGGUACCAUCAAGACCGCUAAUGUGGUGGCGGAAACCGUGCUUAGCGACAUCUUCAGGGAUUUAGAGAACAUUUAUCUGCUUGAUUCAAGAUUCCUUCAGGAACUGGAAGAAAGAAUGGCAACAUGGUAAUGAAAAAAAAAGAGAAGAAAAUCGUAGAUUAUUUUAAAAAUCAAGGGCAGUUGCGACUUUAUUAAUUUUCCGCUUUUUUUCUUAAUAGGGAGGAACAUGAGAGAAUUGGGGAUAUUAUCAAGAAAUACGGACACUUCUUGAAGGUAUAUAAUUACAGAAUUUUUUUUUCUUUUUACCUAGUUUUCCCUCUGUCUGGGUUUUUUCAUUUAACCUUGAGUUCACUCAAGGAGCGUUACACUGAGCUGUUUUUUUCUCUUUGUUGCUGUUGUUUUUGUUCGGUACUUUUUGCUCUGACAUGGAGUAAAACUUCACCCAAAAGGUUGAUGUAGUGGUCUUUUACAACGUAGGAAAGGCAUUAAAAAAUAAUGUUAUUUCUGUAUUGAUCAGUGCAAAUCGUUGAAACAACGAAGGAUGUCUGAUUAACAACUUUGUUCAGUGUUGGUUUGAAAAUGUUCAGAUGAUAACAGCUUAUGGAAAUAACAGCUUUUAAAAUGUUCUUGUAGAAAAAAAUAGAAAACAAACAAACAACCAAAAAUGGAAACCGUCAUUUAACGGUAUUGAUGAGUAACUUGUUUGUUGAUUUCCAGUACCAGUAGAAUUUGAAGGCUAACGCAACAUUUGUAUACAAAAAAAAGAAAGAAAAACAAAACUGUAAAAAUUAUUGUUCUUUCAGAUGUACACCCAGUAUGUGAAUGGUUAUGAUAAAGCCAUGAGUGUGUUUCAAGAAACAAUGAAGGAAAAUCCUGAGUUUGCCAAGUUAGUCACACAGUUUCAGGUAUGAUAGAUAUGAUAGGCUUUUUUGUGAUCACUUACAGUAGAACAAUAUAGUAUAUUAUCGAACUCCUUGAUAACAGAUCUUUUUUCAACUUAUCGAUAGUGAAUAUCCAUCUAUUCUGCUGGAAAAAGCGCCUUACAUCAAGCAAACUUAGCAAGUUGAAAUUGGUGCCAAAAAAGAGCAAAAAUAUAGGCUACAAAAACGCAGAAGUUUACAAACGCUUGUAAGCGCCUUAGAUGUACAUGUAUACUCAUCUGAUACAGAAUUUAACGAAGAGAAGCACUUUAAGCACUUUUGUAAAUGUGUACUUAAUAUAGUUCUAUCUUUUCAGUCUGAAGACGAAAUCCUGAAGUUUUUUCCGUUCAGAUUAAAGCGUCUGAGCAUUACUUUUCUAUGGUGCUGUUUCUUAUUCUGCACAAAAUCAUUCUAUUUUUUGAGUCUGUGUUUGAAAUUUUAAAGUGCGAUCGUGUUUAAGUGAACCUAUAUCCCAGUUGUUUAUCAAAUAAAAGAUUAACCUAAGCUUAUGGCUUUCAGCCAUAUUUUCGACUGAACUUUGUACAACUCAAUUUGAACUCCGUACAUUCCAAAACAAGAGAUUUGAUAAACUUCGAUUUAAAGCACAAUUGAAGUUGUUCUUUAACUUUAGAACAGUGAAAGAUGUCAUGGAUUAAUUCUGUCCUCGUACAUGCUGAAACCUGUCCAGCGGAUUCCAAGCUACAGACUUCUUCUAAUAGGUGAGUUAGACUUUCGUGGUUUUGUAGCCUUGACAGGGUUGACGGGGAGGUAGUUUCUUUCUCCCAAACUUCUCGCGGUUCUUCCGCCAAAAAUCAAGAGCACUCCGCCGCUAAUACCGUCAGCUACGCAGGCUAGUUGUUAUGGUAAAAUUUAAUUGCGAAAAACUCGUUGUUAUUUGACCAUAAGCCAAGCGUGAAUUUCUUAAUAUUCCAGACACUUCGAGGUAAAAUUAGACGCAGAAACGGGUAUUUUAGUUUGGUUUAGCCGAGAUUUUUGUGCCGAAGAAUCUCUUCGUUUGCGGUGGGGUAAUGUCAAAUGAGAAUGGAUUUGCCUACAAGCCAAGAAAAAUACGUCAGUAAGUCACGUUUCUUAGAUUUCAAAGCUCUUGCUGCUCAUAUUCGACUAUUCUAUCUAUCGUUUGUUAUCCUUUUAUCUCUUUGACUAUAAGCACAAAGCAAGUCAUACUUUUGAGGAGGGACUUAAUUCUCUUUUAGGAAUAGUUUCACUGGUGAUAAUAUCGCUGUAGGUCUUUUCAGGUCCAGUAUUUGUAUUUGUGAUUUAAUUAUUCCCUUUGUUAUGAUUAUUGUUAUUUUUCAGACUACCUUAAGCACUUACCGAAGGAUUCAGAGGAAUUUAAGGACACAGAAAGUAAGCUUGUGAUACCUCCUGCCUUGCUUGUUAAUUCACCCCUUUUUUCUCAAAUGGCCUUGCUUAAAUCUGUUAGAGGCAGCCCUAGAUGAGGCAAAAUCGAAGUGCCUCUGCUCGCUUGGUAGUUCGCCAAUGGCAACUGCCACUGUUGCCCUUACAUGCUGACUUGGGAAUUCACCUCCCAUGUAGUCAACAUUUUUGAAACCCAAGUGCAUCACUAUAGCCACGUAGAGGAGCACCCUUCGCCGAAGCCCUUAUCUGCUAUCUCUUAGUCAAGUGUCAGCGUCCGUUAGAAUGUUCUUUUAUUUUUUUUGCCGCGAAAUUAGCUUUGUUUUUCACUACUGGAAUCGUCUCCUUCCCUGUCCUGAUUGGCUGAAAAGUUUUUGGUCGCAAAUGAUUAAUCUAUAAAUAACCUGAAAAUCUCACACGUUGUGUCGAAGGAUAAAUAGAAUAAACGAAUACUUUAAUUAUCGUCUCCCCUUAUGGGGCUUUUCAGGGAUAACAAAACAAAUAAAUAAAUUCAAGUGGAAUGUAACAAGGCUAAGAAUACCAACUGGUAGGAGUUGUAUCUGUUGACAAUUUCACAAGCGUGGCCGAAGAUUUGAACUUGGAACUACCGAGAACAAGCGGUCAGGAUAGGACUUGAACUCCGGGCCUCCGGAUUACAAGUCCAGCGCAGUAACCACUCAGCCAAGCUGUCUCCUUGGCGCUAUGUUUUAGACAGACAUAGACAGAGGUUCCAUAGAGAUGAGAACUUGUCACCUGUAUCACUGAAGUCAAACAGAAAUCCCCUAUUUAUUGUCAUUAGUUUUCACUAGCGACUGGGUCGGAGUCAUAAGAGCGCUUAUGGCUCAAUCGGAGUCGUUGUAAGCGGAGCCAUAAGCUCGACGGAAUCGGAGUCACAAGAAUUAGAAUGUUCCAAUUUCUUCCGACUCUUCGUAUGAUUCCGUUACUUAUGAUAUAGCUAAAACCAAAUUGUCGGAGUUUGAAGCAGAAGCGGAAGAAUAAACCAGUGAAAAUGCAAAUUCUCAGGGGCCGUGUAACUGAUUUAGUAUUUUUUCGCUUGGAAUUACUUUUGGUACGCGUAGUUUUCACCAAAUUCACUUUCAGGCUGGUUAUCAUAAGGAAAGUGGGACUCUGUUUCCAAUAGAUCAUAACGCCCUGUGCUACUGAUUAACACCUCGUCUCUAGUGAAAUCCUGCCUAAUAGUAGACUGCAAACUGUAGACAGUUAGUAUUGUUGCGUACUCAAGUACGCGCGAGCAGUCAAACAAAAGGUCUGGAACGAGGCUGAAAACAGAGAGCGAGACUGGUGAGAGACGCGCGCAAGACUCUUACCCCGCGCUUUACCGAUUUCUUUACUGAUUUUGAGAAAAAAACCGACUGUUUUGCAGUCUAGCCUAAUAGGGGCACAUGGAAGUGAUUUUGUUUAGAUAUAUUUCUGAGCUUCCUCUGUAUUGUUCACGUUUAACAGCUACACUGAAGAUUGUUUCGGAAGUUGCAACACACAUAAAUGAGUCCAUGAAGAAAAUGGUAUGUACUUGCCCUAUAACGAGUCCGAAAACAAAUGUGGUUGAAAAAUAGCAGGUGGUAGCGCCAUAAGUGUCAGUCUGCUUUACAAAAGUGUCUCUACCAUCCUCUAUAAUACCAGGGAGGCUAGGUUAUGUUCACUCUUGGUUCAGUAGUGCCAGGGUACCAGCACAAAAUGGUGUGGUGUUCACACCUUGAGUGCCCGAUAUGAAACUGUGUAUAGUUACUCCAUUACGCCUUGUCAGACGCCAUUUUAAAACUUAUGCGUGGUAGGAGGUUAUGGAUAUUCAAAGCUCUGGAUGGCCUCGGAACUUACAGAUAACCGACGUACCCAGGGACCCGGUGACCACUUUUGUGCCCUAAUUCCGGCGUGGGAACUUGAAAAAACGGGUGUGUUCACAUUAGAGACCAUCGGAGACAAGCUUUCUUUGUUUUUUGUCUUUGAUGAUCAAUCAGUCGUAAUGCCCAUACUUUCAUUUUCCAUUUUCUUCCUUUUUUAAUAGGAUAGUUUUGAGCAGCUGUUAAAACUGCAAAGUAUGCUUGUAGGAAAUCCAGAGAUAGUGAAAGCUGGACGGGUAGGUUUGAUUUGGACAACGUAAUUUGUGUUAUUAGAGACCUUAAGAUUCGUGAACGAGAACGACUACGAGUACGAGAUUUGACGGAAAGUCAGAAAAUAGACACCCCUGAAAACUUCAUUGUAAAUGUGAUUCACCAGAAAAGUUAGCACUGUAAGUUUAUUGGAGGUUAAGCCCUCUCCCGGUCGCAAAAUGAUAAAACUUCUAACAUAUGAUCACUUGUUUCCGCCACUACGACAUUCUGGCUGAGACUCGUACCCAUUCGUCUCUGAUGAAAUCUGGGAAAUGCGCGCAAGGCUUCCCGUUUUUCUUUCUUCCUUCCCUUAUUGCAACGCGAACUCGCUUAAACCUUCCCACCAAUCAUCGCGCAAACAAGAGAAGUGGCUGGGUACUAGUCUGAUUCUGGCUAAAACCUGUAGUAGAAUGACGACGUGAACUACUUGUAAAAUAAGACAUCACGUCUUUACCACAUUCGACGCACGUAUACGGAAUGUAAAACGUAAAAAUAAAAGUGUUCUAGAAGUUUUAAAAUCCUCGAUAUAUAUUUCGCUCUUCGAGCCUCGUCAGGCAAUAAAAUUUCAUGUUCAAGUUAUUCGAACACAUUCCUAGUCUCGGCAUUUACAAUUUCUCAAGAAUGACGACGGCUAUGACGUUUUCCCGCCAAAAUGACGCUGGUUCACGCGUGCGCACUACUUAGUGUUGAGAAAAUCGUGUCCGCGUAGUCAUCCUUGUCUUAGAAUCUUAAGGUCUCUAAUAUAAUACAGGCAGCCUAAGCUCAGAGUAUGAGGAUAUUUAACAAUUAUUCCUCGAGCCCGAAUGAGCUGAGUCAAUAGCCUAUGAGGCCGAAGGCUGAACGAGCUAUUGACUGAGAGGCCAUGAGGGCGAGAGGAAUAAUUGUUUUAGUAAAAUCCAACUAGUUGGUAAAAAAUAUCGAGACAAAACAACUUUAGCUAGUUAAAGCAAGACUUCAAUCCUUUUUUACCGCUAAAAAACCGGCGCUUUUUGCUACUAGUGGGCUAUGACAUAUAGCCCAGUAGUAGCUCAACCUAUCAGAACGCAGUAUUAAUAACAGACCACGAGCUGGAUUUUACUAAAUAGAAUUAGCCUGUGGUGCAUGAACCCACUUCAGUACAGGACCAGAAAACCACAUAAGAGACAAAGAAACAUAAAACUAAGACGAGGCCAGUACGCUAUUUUCAUGCAGUGCUCUUUCACAUUUUUUAAUGUAAAUAACCACAAUACUUGGAAUUCCCCUAGAAAUGUUUUAUUUCAAAUUUUGCAUAAUCGUUACACAGAACAGACACAUUUUACGACCAUUGCUGGUUACGUUUGUAAUAUUUGCUUAUGGCACACGACGAUCGCCGUACCUUGUAAAUCGGCCUUCUUGCAUGUUUUAGUACUACCGAUUCGAUUCGACAGUAAUACAGCUCACCAGUAUUUGCUAUUUCAACAGGAUUAUCUUAAAGAAGGAAUGUUGAUGAAGUUAUGCCGGAAAGACAUGCAGGAGAGAAUGUUCUUUCUGGUUUGUAUACUACCUUUUUUUUCUAAUACAUUAACUGGGCUCCGAACGUAGGGUCUUUUUAAUGUGGAAUAAUUUUGCUGCAAGAUUUUUUAAGGCAGAGGGGCUAAUACUUGCAACGUCGAGUGAUUACCAUAACCAAAAAUAAUCUCUCUCUCUCUGUCCAAACACAAUGAACCAAUGAAAACUCAAAACAAGUAGUUGUAGUCGGCAGUCUACGGGAAGCGCGGGAAAGUGACGUGAGCAAGUAGUCACGAAGGAUUUUGAUUUAAUUCUCAUUGGUUAAGAAAGUGAGAUGCGGUUUUUUGGCUAAUCACGAGGCUUUUAGCGAAUAACGAAGUAAAAAACCGCGAUGUCGUAUCUAAUAGGUUUGUCGAGGCAGACCAAUGUAUGUGAGACCAAGCUAAAACUGACAUACAUAUACAACCCUAAUAUUGCUUCGAGCUUGUUCUAUGCUCUUGAAAUCCCUGUUAUAAUUUCACGACUCUUGCUUAUAUUGCCCUCACAACUGUGAUGGGUGUUUCAAACUUGAAAUUCACCAUGAUUUCUUUCAUAUUCAUCAUUAAUUUUUUAUUAUGAUUUUUAGCUAACAGAUGUGUUGUUAUACACUACACCGAUGGGAGCAAAUCAGUAUAAACUCAACAAAAUGCUUCCCCUUCUAGGAAUGCAGGUACGUGUCUAGUAACAAAAUCACCAGAAUCAAUCCUGACAUGUGUCGCUCCUUGUGAGGUGAUCCGAGACAAUCUUGGAUUCAGGAUUCCACGCUUUGGAUUCCUUGUCACUGGACUUUGGAUUCCUUGUCAGCGGAACUUGGAUUGCGGACUCCUCGUCAGUGGAACUUGGAUUCCGGAUUCCAAUCGUUAGUUGGAUUUCGGAUUCCUUGAACUGAUUUCCGAAUUCCAAAGACCAGGAUUCCGAAUUUCACAAGCGCAAAAUUCCCAGAUUCCGUUAUCUGGAUUACCUUUCAUGGGACGACGACGACAAGUGAUUGCCAACAUAGUUAGAAGAGGAGACUGGUUUAACCGAAGAUCAGGCUAUAUUUCCGUUUCGCUUCAUUAAUAAAUUCUGGCGGGAAAGCCAGUUUUAGCGCGACCACGUAAGAGAGAAUGUAUGGAAGCUGCUAAAAUUGGGCCUGAUCUCACGUUAAAACUGGUUAUGAAAGCUGGCAAACAUCAAAGUUGCAAACAAUGGUGCUUAAGUUUAUGUCGGAAGCUCCCUGACCCUGCACAAUCCUUUGUUUUUUGUUCAUAAAUUGUGACUGAAUAAAUUAAUGCCAUGUUUCUAUUGAUCAGUAAGCUCAAAAUGAUAGGAAUGCUAUUGAACGUUGUGCACGUUCGGGUCCAAAAAAGCCAACAAAAACAUAUAACAAAUGAGUCUAACGGAUUUUAUAAGCAUUCCACUUUAAUACCUGUGUUGCCAAGAAAGAGGAACUGGAAUUUAUGAAAAGACAGAGAGUCCAGUUACGUGAGAAAUUUCAUAACAAUACAAAGUAUUCAAAUUAGACAAAGAAAACUGAACUUGCCAGAAAGCUAAACCAAAGAUUACAGAAAAAUUCUAGAAUCUUUAAAGUCAAAAGCAAAAAGGUUGGUUUUCGUUUAACUCAGAGGUUUGAUGUUUGACCUUAAUGUUUCAUUCUGUUAGGUGACUGUUCCAGAUUCUCCUGAUUUUGUCAAUGAAUUCAGCAUUAUUAGUACUACAAGGUCGUUCACUCUCACUGCGAGGUGAGUCCAAAAUCCAACAUCUUCUUUAAAUGUCUGUAUUUUUAAACGUUAACACCAUGACAGUGGGAAGAGCUUGGCUAGUCCUUUAUACUCAUAAUUCAGGUCUUAGGGUAUUGCUGUUUUUCCAUAAACGGGAUACAAUACCGGAUGGAUGUUUGCGUUGGUAUAAGAGUCUUUUUCCCGAGGUAUGUAACAGAAACGUGUGGUUUUUUUUGUUUACAGCACUCCAGAGGAACGGGAUGAGUGGGUGGAGGUAAGCAUCCUUUUUAGGUUUUUCUCCGCUUUCGUUAAGGGACAAAAUUUAGUUUGUUGAUAAACAAGUAGUACCAUGUGAAAGUAACGCCGAACAGGUUUUAUUUGAGGAUUUCUUCUACAUACCUUAGAGUUAGAACCACUUUGUACAGCAAAAUGAGCAGUACCACAGCAAAAUACUGCUCUGUAGUUUUCAUUUUAUUGGACUCAGAGACUCAGAGCAAAAUAACUACUAUAUGAAAGAACUGCUGAAGAGGUUUCAUUUGAAUGGUAACACCAUAGCAUUUUAUUCAUAGAGUCAAAAGUUAGAACUACAUCGGGAUACUAGAUGUAUCGUACCAUGUGAAAGUACUGCUGAAGAGGUUUCAUUUGAAUGGUAACACCAUAGGAUUUUAUCCACAGACUCGAAAGUUAGAACUACAUUUUAAAUGUAUAGAAUCAUGUGAAAGUGCUGCUGAAGAGGUUUCAUUUGAAUGGUAACACCAUAGGAUUCCGUUCACAUCCCGAAAAGCUAGGAUAAGUCAAUGUGUUCGGAAGGAAUGCUAAGCUUAAAAGAACUUUUCACUGCCUCACUAGACGGAUAUAUUUUCUCGCCUAUCUCGUCUUGGGCCGUCAGUUUCAAACGUGGUCUAUUUCUUAUCUUGUACGUUUCGCUCAGAAAAAAAAACCGACUAAGUAAUAAGACAGACCACUCGUCGUUUUUGACGAUUCUUCGCUUUUUAUUGUUGUUGUUUUUUUUAUAAUUUUGCUAAUAUUCCAUAAACUUUGCAGGCUUUGAAUAACGCAAUAGAUGUUGUCACAAAAAGGAAAAUAACUUUUGUUGCCAAGACAAGAGACGCAGCCGGACUGGUAAGCAUUUAUGAUUUUAGGAAUUAUUAAUUGUUUUUGGGUUUCGAUGUACCUUACUGGUUCUAAAUUUCGUCUUUUUCGCGAUUGUAAAAGAAUAGCGAAAUUAGAGACCCGCGCAUUUAAAUCCACGCGAAAGUUAAACACGCGAAAUUUAGUAGCCGUGUAAAAAAUUUACUGAAAAAAAAUGACAUGUAAUAAUAAAAAACAUAUGCAGUAUAUGUAUUGAUAAAUACACAAAUUAUUAACUGGUAUAGUGAUUAAGUUCCACUUAUACUGUUAUACUGUGCAUUCCUUGUCUAUACAUUCAUUUUGUUGCUUUGUUUUCGUCUCCCGCUUAGCUGGCGGAACAAGAUGGAGAAGGUACCAAGCUCGGUGAGAAGGCUCCUGUGUGGAUCCCUGAUGCUCGUGUAACGAUGUGCAUGAGUUGCACAUCACCGUUUACUCUCACCAAUAGAAGACACCACUGCAGAGCCUGUGGUAAUGUAAGUAAUACAGAUUCUAAGUUAGACUGUAAAACAUUCGUUUUGUUUUUUUGAGGUUGUUGUUUCUUUUCCCGUCAGAUCGGUUAUACAAGGCGCUAAGCCUCGCUAGCGUGCGUCAUGGACGCAGGCUAACCUCGGUUAGUAACGUCUGCGAAGCACCGACGCUAUCCUUGUUCUUGGUACCCAACGGACUCAUUGAAUUACUAAAAGGGCUUUUCGAAUUUUCGUUCAAUCUGAUAAGCCAACUGAACAGUGGCUUUUUUAAGAGGAGAACCAUGGCGCGCACUCAAAACCUGAUACACAGGUGGGAACUCAGAGCAAGGAUUUCGGCGCUGGUUCGCAGACGGACUUAACCGGAAGUUUAGUUUCGUCAGUGUCCACGCAUCUCUGUCACGUGCUAUCCACAGUCUUGUCAAAAUUAUUAAAACCUGUGUACAGCCGCCCCGCCCCCACCCCCUUCUCGCCUCAGAUUUGUUUGAGGGGAGGGGGCGGCUAUUUAUUUCUUAUUAAGAGAAGGGUAUCUGUUUCAGGUUGUGUGUGGAUCGUGUUCAGAGAGUACUGCACCAUUAGCAUACCUUAACUACACCGAGGCAAGAGUCUGCGACAAAUGUUAUGAUCUGCUUUUAAAAGGUGGGUUACCAUUCUUUGGCGUGAGAAAUUACAUUUUCGAUGAAAUUAGAAAUCUUCUUUGUCUAAGUUUAAAUAAUCAUUAUAAAUACACCAUCGAAGCGAACCCUCGCCGAAUUUUGUCCUCGUUAACUCUUCAAUGUUAUGGACGCAACUAACAAUGGUUCCAACUCUGAUAUUUUUAAGACAUGGAUUAAAAGAAAGGGAAAUUGUGUCAACGUAUCGUCACCGUGUGUCACGUGUCAGUAGUUCCUGUUACAAACUUCUUGUAUCCACGUCCUCCGCAAAGAAGGAAUUUUGAGCAAAGCCUUUAAUGGUGACUGAUACCUCGACGUCCGUCACGCGGAUGUGAAACCGUCGGUCGAAGGCGUUGUCCAAAGGGUUUUGUCUUCCGCUGUCGCAGUCAUGGUCGUUGUAGCUGCUUAAGCCCCCAGUUAUUCGGUUAAAUUGCACGACGUAAACUGGCUGUGUGACGGCUGUUUGGUUCAUUUUGUUAAACGUACGCAUCUUUUUUCGCUGUGAAAAUUAAGAAAUACCUUGUUAGUGACUAAAGCACCGCUUUGUGUUAAGUAAAUGUCUCCCAAGCAUUUUAUUAAACGUUACAAGCAACAAGAAGGAACUUUGAGAAACUGGUAGGCUAACACGUUUCAAAAAACCACAACUGCAAUCCGCUUCAAUCUUCUUCAAGAUUGUCCUUCAGUGCCUCCUCUUGAUUUGCUGUGUUAAUUAUAACUUCUUUUCAUGUUAUAAUCUGUUAUUUUUAUGUGUCACUGAAUUUGCUGGCGGUUCCCGCUAUUAAUUGGAAAGCAAAAUAACGAAAGCGUCUCUCCUUUGCUUAGUUUCAUCAUCCCGUGCUCCUCUUUCUACUUGCAAGGAGAGCCGAGGUGACUGGGGCCGAGUCAUGGUUAUACUUUAUGUAUGAUGCGUUAUUCUUUCCCCACUGUAGAGUUCCACACUCAUGAGAUACAUGCAGAUGAAAAGGAAGAAACAACAGCAACGCUACCUCCAUUACUUCAAGAAACAGAAGCAGCAGACAAGCUUUUACGAAAGCCCACGAAGUUUGAGAUGAUGCGGCGAUUUAAGAGCAGAAGAACGAAAAGGAAAUCGCAGAUAAUACACCCAACUCACUUAACAGAGGUAACCAUGUUGGCUUGAUUGUAACAGGUAGUGGAAUAUAAUGCGCAUUACGCCCCGUGUAAACGGACGCAACAUUCUUUGGCCAACAACUCCUAACAUUGUUGGCCAGCAAUGUUGCGCCGUUUGCACGUAGCUAAAAGUUUUACCGGUUUCAAACAUUGUGUAACAACUCUCAACAACACGCGACAACAGGCAACAGGGUGUGCAAACGGACGCAACCUUUACUAUCCAACAAUUUUGGGAGUAGUUGGCCAAUAAUAUUACGUCCGUUUGCAGGGGGGGGGUUGGGGGGCUUUACGCGAGCGGUGAGCGGUGAAGACGCGACAAACGAGACCCUCAGUCGUCAUUGUCAAAGUCUUACCGAAAUGAAUUGCUUUUGUAUAGCGUUGAAGUUAGCCUUCUCUCUCCGGAAGUCAAUACAUUGUAUGAAGACGUGUCUUGCAAAGCUAAGUUUUGAGUCUGCUUAUGAAAAGAUAUGGCGUGACGAUUCAAAAGAACCCUCUUUGCCAGAUCUUCUGCGUGUCACCACUUGCUAUGAAGGUUUUUUUUUUGAAACUAUGAAAUUUGCCGGAGUUCAACCUAGACCGGGAUUUUUUGCUCUGACCAAAGGUCACUUUUGUAUCUUCAGGUUGCAGCUAAUCAGGAAGGCAUUGAAAUGAGUGGAUAUUUAAGGUUCAAGAAAGGAAGACAUGGUUGGAAAAAGUCCUGGUUUGUUCUUAAAGACAAUGUACUGUACUCAUACAAGGCCAGCUCGGUAGGUAAUAUGGUUUAUAACUACAAUUUCUCCUCUCAUCCUCACUCCUGGCUCCUCGCCGCCGAAGACGCUUCGCGGGAGACCUUCUCCUUCACAUCCCGUGGGGUAACUAAGGAGUGAGAAGGGACGGCUGCGUUAUAUGACAUAUUUUGAGAAAUAUAUUUCUGUGGUGAAAGAACGAAAGACGGUAAAUUUUAAGCUCGGUGAACAAAUGUAAAGAUGAAAUAAUCAGCAUGUCACGAGCGUUGGACAAAGAAAAAAUCUGAGACCCCGACAGGAUUCGAACCUAUAACCUCCCAAACACCGGGCGGGCGCUCUAUUCACUGAGCUACGGAGAACUCAUAGAGAGCGAGGCCAUAUACUAGGUCCAUAUUUGACACUAUUUUUUAUUUAUACUUAGUUAUAUUUUACAUUUUUUAAGUUAUACUUAAGUUCUUGUAGAAUCCUCAAAGCUAUUUGGUCAUUCAGCUUUAGACGAUUUUAGCACUCGUUUACUUGUCGUGGAAUAGACUUUCUGGCCGCAGAAAUAGAGAGUUACCUUUUAAGUUUGCUGUAGAAAAACAGAAGCGUAAUGAGAGGAAGGUCGAAGGUACCCUGACCUCAUCAAAGGCCACGUAACUUAGCUGUUUUAUUAUCUAACUAUUGUAGGACGUGGUGGCACUCGAAACCUUGCCAGUACUUGGGUAUCAAAUCGAGGAUCUUGGAAAGGUAUGUUUUUUUUUUCCCGAGAACUUUGCAACUUUUGAAUACUAUCAUAGCGCAGCACCAUGGGUUAGAAAAUUCGGUUAUUUAUGCAUCCAAGAAAUUCUGUUUCUGACAAAAUCGUCCGUACGUACGCACGUCCGCCCCUUCAUGUUGGCGGAUGUUCGACAUGCAUGUCAUUAUAUUGACAGCUGUCAAAAUAAGGUUGAUAAAGUUGUCUUGUAGUUUCUGGUAUUCAAGUGUUCGUAGGCUCAGAAAACUUUACUUCUUAAAGAUAUUACUAAAAGUUCCUAUGAGAGCUUCGCUUUUGGCGUUUGGCGUCUAAAUAUUAUUAUAAGAUGCUCAACCUACCCUACGCUUAUUACGAGGUUAAUAAGUUACGUAUUAUAUGGCCUUUUCAUCAUGGACCUGAACCUGCGAUCAAUUAAAACCAACAACUGGUCGGUGGAUAACUUAAAAAAAAAACAUGCCACCUCAAUGAGUUGUACACUUGAGCCUGCGAUACAGCCGGAUGGCAUUGGUCAGCGGAUACCCUUUUUGACAACUGUCAAUUGACCAUAAAAUGGAUGUCCAUCAGGUUGUCCACUACCUUGGACACUUAGCCAGAAAUACCCGGUCAUUACUAGAAAACAGCCAAUCACAGCCUGCGUACUAUUGUAGCCAUACAAUUAAGUGGCAUAUCGGGAAUUUCUUAAGGGUUAGGGAUAAAAACAGACGUUGAAGGACAGCUUGCUUCUCCUCUUCCCCCUUUCGGUCUUCCUCACCCCCUUCCACCCUAAAGAAGCCGGAUGCUCGGGCUGCACUACAGUUUAUUUGAAGGAAAUGAUAGCGGGCAAUUUUCACGAUAUUUCUUCAUAGGAAGGGGAUGACUUUGUGUUCCACUUAAAACAUAAAGGUGUACCACCGAUUGUAUUCAAAGCAGACAACGAAACUUCAGCAAAAAGGUAA